Messenger RNA from Hemibagrus wyckioides, 5511 nucleotides. It is a transcript of the gene tmem170b, whose product is annotated as transmembrane protein 170B. The record is from RefSeq and is a predicted model, not a curated record. The transcript has 3 exons. Lineage: Eukaryota; Metazoa; Chordata; Actinopteri; Siluriformes; Bagridae. Gene Ontology annotation, biological process: negative regulation of canonical Wnt signaling pathway. Gene Ontology annotation, cellular component: plasma membrane. The coding region runs from base 208 to 687 and encodes 159 amino acids.
UUCAUGUGCACUGCGCCUUUAAGCGCUCCGAUGCGCUCGCGCACACUGAGGGAAGUAGCGCGGCGCUGGCGUAGCCAACAUGGCCCCCGAGCAGCCGCCGCUUCUCUCCGCUAUGAAGAGACGAACUCACUCUCCUUCUCCGCCGCCACCGGACACCGUCAGCCCAAACCAGGGCGUCGCUGGUGAAAGAGGAGGGUAGACCUCCCCAUGUCAGGCCCGUCUCUGUCAGCCAAAGCCACGUUCAGCCGUGUGACAAAGAGGGGCGCGAGCCCGGGUGUCGGCGGCGGCGGAACCAUGAGCAAGGAUUAUUCCAUUAAUCUGUCCGUGCAGCGAGUGCUGAGUCUGUGGGUACAAGGCACCGUGCCCACACUGCAGCACUUCACAGAGAUGUGGUAUUGGGUGUUCCUGUGGUGUCUCUUCUCCUCGCUGUUUGUUCACAGCGCCGUGGGGCUGCUCAUGUGUGUGAUGCUGCAGAGGCACAAGCGCGGCCGCCUCAUCACGCUGGUGCUGAUCAGUGCCGGCUUUCUGGCCUCCAUCAUCGGAGGCGUCCUCACCAGUGCAGUGGUGGCCUGGGUGUACCGUGUCGCAGGAAAGGACAUGGCUCCUCUGGAGGCUCUGGUGUUUGGGGUGGGUCAGACCACUCUCACAAUCCUGAUCUCCCUCUCCCGCAUCCUGGCCACUUUGUGACUGGACCUGGUGAAAGAGGUGGCUGAAGACGUGAGGGAUGGAACUAAGGUUCCUGGAGGUGGCCUGGUUGCUGGAGGUACGAGGUUUUGCUUUCUUGUGGUCGGCAGUUCAGGCCACAGAAAAUGCUGAGAAAGGUGUUUUAGGUUCCACUGCAAUCACCAGAUGGACCUCCGCCCAAGUCCCGCUGGAUCAUAAACUGCACUUUGGUGGUCGCUGCACCACCGACUGACAGAAAACAGAUAACAGGAAGCCACACUGACUGUCUUCAGAAGUUUGUCCUUCUAUGUUUAUUUCUUCAUUACACUUCUGGGAAGUGUUUUCUGUCAGUCCUGUAUUGUUCAGCGUGUUCAGCACUCAGCUGUAACUCCAGAGGUCCAGCAAGAGGUUUCAGCACACACCACCUCCACACUCCCCACAUUACAGACUGAAUAUCUUUAACCCUUUCUGUUUGUCUGAUGUUUCCGUGUUGCAGCAGUAUAUCAGUAUGGAUGCUCUCACUACACAGUAUAACUCACCUUCUCUAGGUUAACAUGCCUGACAUCUGUGCAGGAGUUCCAUCCAAGAUAAUCCAGAUUACUGAAUAGUUUCUGAAUAUUUAUCAAACAUAUUUAAUUCUUUACCAUGGACUGCAGUGAUUUGAGAUGUUUCAAGUGAAGGAUGACUCUACAGUUAAGGUUUGACUCAGAGUUUAGAUGCUUCUUCAUCAUUUCUUUCAGCUCCUGCAGUGUUAUUACUGAACCUCCAGCAUCACGUCCACCCUGUUUACAGCCUGUUAACAGCUCAGAUAAUGUCAUCAUGAUUUUUUAUUUACCACAGAGGUUCCAGAUAGGAGAGUGCUGUUGUUGGGUUUGUGUGAAAUCUGUGUGUUUCUCAGAGUAGGUUUUAAUAAUUUUUCAAUAUCAAUCCCAUGAGGCUCUGUUGCAUGUAGACUUACUUUGCCUUUGUACCUCAGGCCUUAAGCACACUGGGUUUAUAGGGAAGAGUGUGAAUGUGCUGCACUGCUGCUUCACUGCUUCCUGUAGGUUCCUGUGCACCUUCUGUCCACACACAUGGAUGGAACUUCAUCCUUCACCCUCCUGAAGAUCAGAACAUUCAUGGUUAUUCACUUUGCUAUAGAGGUCACUGGUCCUGGAAAUGCCAGAGGUAACGUGUCUGCUCCUUCCUGUCGAGCGUUAUACAGCUUAAAUGACCUUGAGCUUAAGUUCAGCACCGAUGAACUUGUGGUCCCCUGAUGCUCGAGCCACCGCAGGAACAUUGGAAUAAAAUCAGAGUCGGCAGAACCUGAACGUGAAAUGCUUAGCAGAAGAAAUGGAUGACACUAAUGCUGAAACAGUUCAAGUAGAAAGCUGCAGUCUACAAGACUAGUUUAAUAAAAAGGGGCAGAUUAGGGCAUUAAUCAGAGUCUAGAGCAGCAGUUUUCCUCACAUGCCUCUGGAAAUUACCGUCAAAACCUCAUUACACCUUAACCUUUUUUUCCCUGGCAUUCAGGUUGAGCAUCUGCUGACUCUCAUGUUUUAUUGCAUAAAGUUGUAGCAUAUUAGUCAGGAUUAGGAAGUGUUGUUAAGUUUUUUUUAUCUAAAAGUUGAUUCCAGUCUUGAGCUCUGGACCUGUUAGUUGAUAGUUUGGGUAGAAGGACAGAUAGAAUGUGUGUCUGUCUGAGUGAACCCACUUGAUUUUAUCAGCUAGUGUCUAAUAGGGCACAAGAGCACAUUCAUUCAAACCUGUUUUCUUACAGCAUUUCUGCAGUUUCAAGCCUUGUGUCUGGUGCCAUGUUGUUUACAGCACUACUUUGCUGCUAAUUCUGUAGGGAUUUGCAGCAGUUCCUGGUGGUUUUAAUGUCUCUAGAUUAACAGGAUUAGAUGAACACUUUAUUUAUCAGCUGUUUUUAAGAAAGCAAAUGAAAGAGGUGCAGUUUCUAUUAAUGGAUCUGUUCAGUAUUUCCACCAGUUCCUGUUUUACUCAGAAUUAUUGAAUUAUUAAACAUUGAUUUGUGUCACAGAUUUACAGCUAGAGAUGAUCAUCUCCGACUUUCAUGAAGCAAAAGUCUUCCCUGAAGCUUUAGCUGUUUGUACUGUUUCUCCUGCAGGUCUGCAAACUGAUUUUCUUUGACAUGUUGCUUUUAAAAUUGUUCUUUAGCAGACCUUUCCCGUUAUUUCUGAUUGUGAAAGACCAGACAGAUUCAGCAGCAGUAUGAAAGCCAUUCUUUUAUUAUAUCUAUAGUAAUGGGUUAUUGUUCAGCAUCAGUAACAGAUCUAUCCACUAGAUGGCGCAGAUGUAAAUAGCGAAGAAGCCAGUGAUUAUAAAUAUAGAGCAGGAGAGAGAGAGAGAGAGAGAGAGAGAGAGAGAGACUAAUUCUACAAAUUCUUCUAACUGAUAUAAAAGUAUCCAGUAUUCCUCCUUCUCUAAAGCGACACUGCGCAUCACUACAUCAUUAAAGGUUUGUGUUUGUGUUCAUCCCCAGAUAGCAAAUUUGAAAACUAUCUUUAAAUACAGGAAGACUCUACAGCAGACUCUUCUGUUAGAAAUGUAAAUACACAAUCCUGCAUAAUGUUAGUUAUUAUAUAUACAUGUAUAUAUAUAUAUAUAUAUACAGUAUAUAUAAAUAUGUUUUGUAUCUAAAUCUACACCCAGAUCACCACAGGCCUGCUGGAUUUACAGCUUUCAGUUAGAGACAUCAACUCCAUAGCAUCCAUAUUUCAGGAGGAAGUAAGUGUGUUUACAGAAACUGUUUGAAGUAAGAAAGCUUCCUUAACAAACCUGAACCUCAGACCUCCAGCUCAAAAGAAAGCAAGCAUAAGAGGUUAUUAGGAGGUUAUUUCCUUAAGUGGAUUGUUGUUGUUUUUUGCUGAAUCUCUCCUGUACUGAAGUACCAAGAAGGCUGUUCAGUCACUAUUCUGAUCUUGUGAAAUGUUGUACCACUUUGACCUACACAAGUGUCUUAUAUGUCUUUGAGCUCUGUGACUACACACAGAAAAUGAAACUGGAACGGAUUCAGGAGGAUCCUCCUCAGCCAGUUCUGUACAGAACAAGGGCGUGGCUUAUGUAGAUAGUGUAUGAUAAGGUUCUUUUUUAAAAAUUUUGUAUCAGCAGACAGCUGGGGUUUAUAACAUGGCUAUUAUUGUAAAAAAAAAAAAAAAAAAAAAAAAAAGCUUUUCUGUAAAUAAUCUACUGACAUUUUAAAUAAACCAAUUUGUAAUAAAACUUAAUCAGUGUAGCAACCCUGUGGUCAUUUACACACACACAAGCGGUUGAAUCGUACGUGAAUCUGAUGGAGUGUGAUGUGCCUCCUGAACCUCUGAGGAAAAGUUUCCUCAUGUAGCAGGUUUAACAGCAAGGCAAAAAUCAUUCCCAUGUCCUCCCUCACUGCGUCCAGCUCCACCUCCAGUUUAAACACACAGUCUUGAUCUGGAAUUCAGACAUAACCUUUAGUCCAUAUUAAAUUUCAGCUCCUGCAUCAUUUCAUGGCUUUUGCACUGAAACUCUUACCUGCUCAUUUCUUUGAGUGCAGGUUUUUAUAUAGAUUGUUAAAGACUGUUGAAUUUUACUCAAAGCAUGAGACUAGCAUGCUUAUGGAGAAAGAGAGAGUGUAGGGGAGUGUAUGGAUGCUGGUGGUGGCAUCAUGUGAGGCUCUGGUGCACUUCGGGAAAUAAAUAAACUGUAUAAGGAAGGACGAUUAUCGCUACUGAAACAAAAGGGAACAUUUUCCACCAGGGGGCGCUAGUAUCCCCAACAUAGGAAAUCAUUCACUAAGACGAACAAGACCCUAACCGGAGGACUUAAGACAUUGAUAUUGAUGAAUCAAAACAUCAGUAAAACAAAUCCCGAGUUUUAACAUUAAAGCCAUCAGUAAGAAGCAGAGGAUGUCUGUAAGCUGAUGGGUGUGUGAGAGGAAAUAGAGGUUAGAGGUGUUAGAUGUAUUCCUUUGUCUUUACAGUAAGAAUACAUGAUGUAAGGUGUAGUAAUGAUACCCUUUAAGUGUUCAAUGGUCAGUGUUUGUGUCCUGAUCAACCUGAUGAUGUGUAACCUUUACAUACUAUAUCAUUACAGUAAAAUUUGCAUGAACCAUAAAGAACAAUGGCAAAAUAAAAGGAAAACCUCAUCUUUUCUGGUCCGAUUCCGCCAUAUUUAUGAUUGGACUUUCACAUACUUGCAGUCCUGUUUGUUUUCACUGUCAAUAAAGCAGGCCUGUCAAUCAAACAUGAUUAUUCUGCGAGAAAUGAUGAAAUCAGUUAGUCUCUGUUCUGCCAGCCAUGUUGAGGACACUUCACGCCACAUGUUCUUACAGACAACUUCAUUAAUAAACUCUCUCUGUCACAGAUCACUUCAAAUCAAGAGAAAGUGCAGCGUCUUUGACCUGGAGAACAAGUUUUGGAAUUUUGCUGGUGUUUUAACCCAUAAAGUAUUGAAUGUCUUCUGUAAUUCAGUGAUACCAGGAGCCUGGUAUUAUAGCACUAAAGGACUAUUCUUCUGUAUAUAAACCCCAUAUUCUGUCUGUGUAGAAUGGUUAUACACUGCAUUUAAACCUCAGGAAUCAGAAAAUAUCCCUGUCCCUCCAGGACAACUAUGAGACAAUAAGUUAUCACAUCUCGUUUUAUAUAAUCAAAGACAUUUUCCUGUCAAAAACAUCAAAUAAAAAAAGUACAGUUCAGUACUCAUUACAGUUCAGUACUCAUUACAGUUCAGUGCUCAUUACAGUUCAGUGCUCAUUACAGUUCAGUAGACAUUACAAUUCAGUAGACAUUACAAUUCAGUACUCAUCAGAAUUCAGUACUCAUUACAGUUCAAUACUCAUUACAGAUUAGUGCUGAUAACAAUUCAGUACUC